Molecule: messenger RNA, 618 nt
Organism: Miscanthus lutarioriparius
Lineage: Eukaryota; Viridiplantae; Streptophyta; Magnoliopsida; Poales; Poaceae
Source: the annotation of a GenBank genome assembly
AUGUCUGACCAAAAGGCCUCAUCAGGCAGGUGCCACGACCUAGGCCGUGUCGGAGGUGGCCCAUGCGGUGGACCUGUGCCUUUCAGGCCAGACGAGUGCGGCUCGGGCCAAACCUCACCAAGGCCCUCGCUCUUGGUGCCGGAGCAGGCUUGGGGAUCCCCCCCCGUCCAGGUCGACUUCCCCGCCUACCCGGUAGGUGCAGACGGAGGCGGCCCAGCCACACCGGCUGUUGGUGGUAGUGCGCCUCACGCGACAGCCGCAACGCCGACCGAGGACUUCAUCACUGCUUUCAAGAAGCCGCUCACGAUGCCUGCCUUGUCGUCACCUCCACGACUACGGCUAACCCAGGUGGCCAGAGCGCGGGUGGGGGAGUUGGACGACUCGGAUCUUGUCCCCAAGAGGAGCGCUAGGCUUGCCGCCAAGAGCAGGCACAGGGAACAGAAGCCGGAGGCUCAGGCGCGGAAGGUGAUGAUGAAAUGCCUGGGGCUCGAGGUGGAGACUGAGCUACCUAACGAAGCCUCCUUUGAGGAAUUCCAGACCGCCUUCAAACUCCCCUUGUCGACGUCGACGCGGGAAGCCAUGCAGGUCCUCUUCCCGGGCAGGAACCCGCGGACCUAG